AUGACAGCUCCUCGCGCAUUGAUCUUCAUUGCGCAGGGUACAGGUGAGUCGUCGCAAUGACAGAGGCGGGUGUCACUUAGCCCAAUCAUUCAUGCUUGCUCACCAACACUCCGCUUGCUGCUCACGCCUUCACAUCCUCCUCUCUCACUCGGCACAUGAAUACGCAGAGGAAACAGAGUUUGUGGCCACGUAUGAUGUGCUGGUCAGAGGGGGCGUACAAGUCACUUCGGUCCACGUCGGUUCUUCCAACCAUAAUGCUCAAGAUCCUCAUGCUGCCGAACUAGUCAAGUGUUCUAGAGGCGUGCUGAUCAAGCCGGACAAGAAGCUGGACGAGCUAGCUGGCAAGGUGAGGCAGGGGGCGCGCUGCUCGUCGACAUGUCGUUGUGCGGGUCCUAUGGUCCACCUUCUUGCUGAGCGUUCAGAUCGUCUUUCUCGUGUCCUCGUGUCGCUAAUCAGGCGCUAGAAUAUGACGCGUUCAUCGUUCCAGGAGGCAACGAAGGUUCAGCCACCAUUUCGGCCAAUGAGGAUGUUCAAGCUUUGUUGAGCGCCGCUUACGGCAAGGGUAAAGUGGUGGCUGCUAUAUGCGCAGGUAGUCUAGCUAUCAAAGCAGCAGGAGUAGCAAAGGAUAGUCCCAUCACUUCUCAUCCUUCCGUCAAGGAUCAACUUGAUGCAGAUUAUCACUACAAGGAGGAUAGCGUGGUUGUCAGCGAUAAGCUCAUCACUAGGUGAGUCUUCGAGUUUGCACCGAUCAGCAUUUCUGCAGCAGCAGCAGGGCCGGCCUCGCGCGCUGAGUCGCUCGCUCGCUCAUGAACAAAAUCCGUCCCACGCCGACUACCAAACCUUUCUAGUCGAGGGCCGGGAACGUCGCUUCACUUUGGUCUUGCAAUCGUCGAGGCACUGCAGGGCAAGGAGAAGAGGGAUGAGAUCGAGAAACCUUUGAUGCUGCCCUCCAACGCCUGA
Messenger RNA from Ceraceosorus bombacis, 960 nucleotides. The record is from the annotation of a GenBank genome assembly. Lineage: Eukaryota; Fungi; Basidiomycota; Exobasidiomycetes; Ceraceosorales; Ceraceosoraceae.